Messenger RNA from Coniosporium apollinis CBS 100218, 1164 nucleotides. RefSeq lists its product as uncharacterized. The coding region runs from base 1 to 1164 and encodes 387 amino acids. Gene Ontology annotation, molecular function: rRNA (adenine-N6,N6-)-dimethyltransferase activity. NCBI's taxonomy places the organism in Eukaryota, Fungi, Ascomycota, Dothideomycetes. The record is from RefSeq and is a predicted model, not a curated record. The transcript has a single exon. Gene Ontology annotation, biological process: rRNA methylation. Gene Ontology annotation, cellular component: mitochondrial matrix.
AUGCCGAAAGUCAACAAACACCGCAGCAAUGGCGCCCCCAAGUCGCCCUACUCCUCCCCCGCCGCGCCGCCCAAGGCUUCUAAGCCCGCGCACUCCAUCUUCAAAAUGAACACCGACAUCGGACAGCACGUCCUCAAGAACCCCGGCAUCGCCGACGCCAUCGUACAAAAAGCGGACCUCAAGCAAUCCGACACAGUCCUCGAAGUCGGGCCCGGUACCGGCAACCUUACCGUCAAGAUCCUCGAAAAGGCCAAGCGCGUGAUAGCCGUGGAGAUGGACCCGCGCAUGGCGGCCGAGACGGUGAAGCGGGUGCAGGCGACGCCGAUGCAGAAGAAGCUCGAGGUGCUGGUGGGCGAUGUCAUCAAGACUGAGCUGCCGCGGUUCGAUGUCUGUAUCAGCAACACGCCGUAUCAGAUCUCGUCGCCGCUGGUGUUUAAGCUGCUGGCGCUGCAGCCGGCGCCCAGGACGAUGAUUCUCAUGUUUCAGCGCGAGUUCGCCAUGAGGCUGUUUGCGAAGCCGGGGGAUAAGCUGUAUUCGAGGCUUUCGGUUAAUGCGCAGAUGUGGGCGAAGAUUGAUCAUGUCAUGAAGGUGGGGCGAAACAACUUCAAUCCUCCUCCGGCGGUCGAGUCGUCUGUUGUAAGGAUUACGCCGAAGGUCCCGAGACCGAGGAUCAGUUACGAGGAGUGGGACGGGCUGCUGAGGGUGUGUUUUGUGCGGAAGAACAAGACGCUAAGGGCGAGCUUUUUCGGCACGAGUAGUGUCAUGGACAUGCUGGAGGCAAACUAUAGGACGUGGUGUGCGACGGAGGGUGUGCCACUCGAAGAGGGACCGGCGCCGGAUGGGGAGAUGGAGGCUGACGACGGCGGCGACAGAGCUGGAGAUCAGGAAGAGGAAGAGUGGGGCGGUAUUAUGGAUGUGGAUGAGGAAGAGGACGAUCUGCCCGCUUUCUUCAAGGAGGAGGCGGAGCGGAAAGCGGCGCUGCUGAACAGGAGCGGGAGCAAGAGGAAGAAGAAGGGGAAGGUGGCAGAGCUGGUACGGGAGAAGGUGAGGAAAGUGCUGGAGGAUGUGACGGAGCUGGCCGACCGACGAGCGAGGCUAUGCGACGAGACGGAUUUCUUGAAGCUGCUCUCGGCGUUCAAUGAUGAGGGCAUACGGUUUGCCUGA